Molecule: messenger RNA, 585 nt
Organism: Penicillium maclennaniae
Lineage: Eukaryota; Fungi; Ascomycota; Eurotiomycetes; Eurotiales; Aspergillaceae
Exons: 1
Coding region: 1-585 (194 amino acids)
Cellular component (GO): mitochondrion
Source: RefSeq, a predicted model, not a curated record
AUGUCCAUCUUUGGCUGGGGAUCCAGCUCCAAAUCCGAUGCCCGCUCCUCGUUCCAAGAAAGCACACCGUCAAGUCAAGGCGCAGCCCCCUCUUCCACACCCACAGUAACUGAACCAUCGACACAAUUAGCCCAACAAUCAAAACCCAAAGAUAACACCGGCUUGAAACUCUUCCUCGGUGGCAUCGCCUUUUCCGCGUUCUCUGUCUACAUUACCCGCCGCGCAAACAUUCGGAAGCAACUCGCAUGUAUCCCACCCUUCUACUCGAGCUCACUUUACCACCAACCGAAUGUGAAUGGCGCGAUGGAAGCCUUUGAGGCGCUCAAUCUCGCGACGAUCAAUGUGUUUUCCUUUGGCAUGUUGACUCUUGGCGGAACCAUGUAUGCAUUGGAUAUUAAUGGAAUUGAGGAUGCGCGGAAGAUAAUGAGGAGCGGUCUCGAGGGUACGGCCCAGGGCAAGUCUGAUGAGGACCUCGAGAACGACGUCCAAGAGUGGGUGGCUAGUGUUCUCGGAAACCGGUUCGAGAAGCAAUUGGAGAAGGAGCGCGCUAAGAAGAGGGAUGUUCCCGAAGACAAGGAAGUUUGA